AUGGCGUCUGGCGACGAUGCAAACACCUCUCACAGGGGCACUGACGUGCUUCUCUGUUAUUCAGUAAAUAAGCUGCAGAUCGCAAACGGACACAGCUGUUAUUACCCACAGGAAAUGCAGGCUGAAGCCAACCAGCCCUCCAGCCUAGCGCCCCUCCAGCCUGGUGCCCCUCCAGCCUGGCACCCCUCCAGCCUAGCGCCCCUCCAGCCUGGCGCCCCUCCAACCUGCCAGCCCUCCAGCCUAGCGCCCCUCCAGUCUGGCGCCCCUCCAGCCUGCCAGCCCUCCAGCUUUGCGCCCCUCCAGCCUAGCGCCCCUCCAGCGUGGCACCCCUCCAGUCUGGUGCCCCUCCAGCCUUAUGCCCCUCCAGCCUGCCAGUCCUCCAGCCUAGCGCCCCUCCAGCCUGGUGCCCCUCCAGCCUGGCGCCCCUCCAGCCUGGCGCCCCUCCAACCUGCCAGCCCUCCAGCCUAG
This is a messenger RNA of Nothobranchius furzeri (turquoise killifish), 468 nucleotides long. Lineage: Eukaryota; Metazoa; Chordata; Actinopteri; Cyprinodontiformes; Nothobranchiidae. The record is from RefSeq and is a predicted model, not a curated record.